AUGUCUAGCAACAAAUUGGGCGUACACCCACAGAGGGAGCCUGGUGUCGAAGAUGCUAGAUCCAACAUGAGUCACCAUGAUUACUCUGUCGCAUGGAUAUGCGCAUUGCCAAUGGAGCAAACUGCGGCGAAGGCAAUGCUGGAUAAGUUUCACGACCCUCUCACCAAGCCCAAGGAAGAUCAUAACGCGUAUAUAUUGGGAUCAAUCGGCAAACACAACAUCGUCAUAGUCUGUCUCCCUAAAGGGGAAACAGGGACCAACUCAGCGACAGCCUGCACGACACAGAUGGCUCGCACGUUUCCAGCUAUUAAGGUCGGCCUUAUGGUUGGGAUUGGACGUGGCGUCCCACCAACCGUCAAAUUGGGCGACGUCGUGGUUAGCACACCCGUUGAUCAAUAUCCUGGCGUUGUGCAAUGGGACUUCGGAAAGGCGGAGAAAGAUGGCAAGUUCAAAAGGACUGGCGCCCUUAAUAAACCCCCAAGAGCGCUCUUGGCGGCGUUAACGCAGGUUGAGAGCGAUCAUGAGAUGCACGGCUCGCUGAUUCCUCAGUACCUGGACGAGCUGAAGGAUAAAUUUCCAAAAUUAGCACCCAAGUAUGCCUGGUCUGAAGCUAGGAAAAAUCGUUUGCAAGAAGAAGACACAUGCAAUUCUGACCCCGAUGAUAUUGUCGUCCAUUACGGGUUAAUUGCAUCCGGGAAUCGGGCGAUCACGGAUGCCAGCACCCGUGAUAAGAUUAACGAGAUGUUUGGAGGGAAUGUUUUGUGCUUUGAGAUGGAAGCAGCAGGACUAAUAGAUAUCCCCUGUCUGGUUAUUAGAGGAAUAAGUGACUAUGCGGACUCAAGCAAGAACGAAGAUUGGCAGGGAUCUGCCGCAGCUGUAGCGGCGGCAUUUGCCAAGGAAUUUCUGGGAUACAUCCAGCCAAACGACGUUGAGGGAGAGCUACCAAUGGAAGAUGCCCUGGACUGGAUCCAUGCCGAUCUAGCUACCACUCAGGGGGAUGUGGCGUAUAUCCGUCUGGAGAUAGAAAACAAUGACGAUCGAAAAAUUCUAGACUGGCUCACGCCAAUUAAUUAUGGACAAGAACAGAGUGAUCACUUUAAAAGGCUACAGCCGGGAACUGGGAAAUGGCUCAUCGACUCAAAAGAAUUCCAAUACUGGUUGAAUACCGAUAACCAGACCCUUUUCUGUCCUGGCAUACCCGGGGCUGGCAAAACAACUCUGACCUCGAUGGUGAUUAAUCAUGUCGGUUCCAAGUUCAACAAUGACGCGGAAAUUGGAAUCGCUUAUAUAUACUGCAGCUACCAACGGCAAGAAGAACAAGAAACCGGAAAACUGCUAGCCAGCGUGCUAAGGCAGCUGACUCAAUGCUUUCAUCCACUGCCGAAGAGCUUGAAGAACCUCUAUAGCGUGCAUGGAAUCAAACAGACUAGACCGUCCGAGAAUGAACUACUUGAAGCUCUUCAUUUCGUUGUGCGGAGAUAUUCGCGAGUCUUCCUCGUCAUCGAUGCACUUGACGAAUGUCAAACAUCCAAUAACCGCAUAUCCAACUUCCUUGAUAAGCUCGUCGAACUUCAAAGGAAGUAUGGAGCAAACAUUUUCACCACAUCUCGAUACAUUCCGCACAUUGUCAAUUACUUUGGAAGUGGCAUGUCGCUAGAGAUUCGUGCGCGCAAGGAUGAUAUAACGAGAUACAUCAAUGGCCGGAUGGAUCAAAUGCCUUUCCACGUCCAGGCCAACGAGAAGCUGCAAGAAGAAAUUAGGGCCGAAAUCGCAGAUGCUGUCGAUGGAAUGUUCCUCCUCGCCCAGAUUUAUGUUGGCUUUCUCAAAGACAAGAUGACGCCCAACGACGUGAGGGCAAGUUUAGCAGGGUUUCGGAACCAACGGCAAGGCCAUGGCGAAGAUGGUCAAGUUCAAUUACUCUAUCAAGCAUACAGCCAAGCGAUGCAGCGAAUAAAUAACCAGCCAGAGGGUUUCAAGAACCUCGCAAUGAAGGUUUUACUUUGGACUACACGCGCGAUGAGGCAGCUUACCACGGUGGAGCUUCAACAUGCUCUGGCAACCAAACUCAAAAACUCCGAAUUUGAUCAUGGUGAUAUCCCUCACGUCGAAGACAUGGUCUCCGUCUGCGCCGGAUUGGUAAUGUUGGAUGAGGGCGGUCUCAUUGUUCGACCGGUUCACUAUACGACGCAGAUAUUUCUCCAAGCAACCCUAGACUCCUGGUACCCAGUUAUAGAGAGCUUGCCUACAGAAAUUUGCAUUUCCUACCUCUCGUUUGCCAAAUUCGGGGCUGGACCUUGUGAAACCCACGAAGAAUUCGAGGACCGAUUACGGCGCUAUCCGCUCUACGACUAUGCUGCAAAGAAUUGGGGCCGUCAUGCAAUCAAAGACCCGAAAUCGGUUGAAAAUGUUAUUGAAUUUCUACAAAAUACUUCUACCAGCGAGGCAGCCAGUCAAGUGCUGUUGAUAGAGGAUACAGGGUCAUGGCGGGAGUCAAAACAAAAUUUCGGGGAGACCCUUCCAGGAAUGCACCUGGCUGCAUACUUUGGACUGGAUACGAUCGUGAAAGAGUUGGUGACCAUCGGGCAUAGCCCCAAUGUGAUGAAUAAUCGCGAUAAGAGUCCUGUUUGGUAUGCAGCUAUGAAUGGAAAGGCUGACACGAUGAAUGUUCUCUUAGCAGCUGGAGCCGAUGUGGAUGGCGGGUCCAGUGUGUCAACUGCUCUCUACGAAGCAUCUCGCAUCGACGGCUUGGGGACUGUGAAGUUAAUUUCGGCUGCGGGAGCCGACAUUGAAGAUAGGAGCGGAACUUGGGAGGGAUAUACACCGCUCCAGGUCGCAGCUGAUAAAGGCCAUCUCGAGGUUGUAGAGGCCUUGUUAGCCGCUGGAGCUGGUGUGAAUGCGACUGCUGGUGCACUUUCCGAAGUAACAGCACUCCAAAUAGCAGCUGAUAGUGGUCAUCUUGACAUAGUUGAGAGACUGCUCGCAUAUGGAGCUGACGUUGAUGCUCUGGGCUCUUCGAAAUAUGGAUAUACCGCUCUCCAAAUAGCAGCACUUCGAGGUCACCUUGAGGUUGUGGAGAGAUUACUAGCAGCUGGAGCUGAUGUGAAUGCUCCCCGCUCUGAGGAUUAUGGAUAUACAGCACUUCAAGGAGCAGCCGAAGGAGGUCAGAUCGAAAUUGUUGAGAGACUUGUCGCUGCAGGCGCUGAUUUCAAUGCCCCUGCCUCUCAAUUCAAGUAUACCGCUCUUGAAGCAGCAGCUAGACAAGGCCACUCGGAAAUUGUACAUUUAUUGAAGGAGGGGGGUGCUCUUGAGUGA
This is a messenger RNA of Clonostachys solani, 3312 nucleotides long. Lineage: Eukaryota; Fungi; Ascomycota; Sordariomycetes; Hypocreales; Bionectriaceae. The record is from the annotation of a GenBank genome assembly.